AUUGAGUCAUGCGCUUUCGGUGCUCGGGGCAGAGCGACGUGCGGCCGUUGUUCCUGCACCGACGAACGUGAGCGAGCGCGUUAGUCAGCGUCGCGACGCCCGCCGUCGCCGUCGUCGUCGCCGCAGCAGUGUUUCAACGGUAGUCCGUCGUCGACGGCGUAUAUCGCCCGCUUCGCGCGUCCGGUGAUCGGCGGCAUCCUCCGCCUGCCCCGCGGGUCCGCAGCUAAGGCCGAAGCUUCCUCUUCUUCGUUCGCGCGGUAGAUAGUGAAAGUGCCUGCUCGCGAGUGAAGGUGCAGCUGCGCGGCCCCUGUGGCAGGUGGGGUUGUUAGGGAGGAGGAGGAAAAAGAAGAAGGAUUCGGAAGCGGAUCCGAGUCGCCGGGCUCACCGGGCCGCGUAUAUCGAUCUGCUUGUUGACGGGGAACCGCCACCAGCCACCUCAGCGAUGAGCAGCGUCGUCUCGUCGAUCGGCGGGGUUCGCUGCCUCACCGACGAGGAGGCCGAUCACAACAUGCUGCAGGCUGAAUUUCCGAAAAUCCUGAGGGUCCGAGUAUCGAUUCUUCCUGAACAAGCAUCGUUAAAGAAACGUUACCAACUUCAACCUCUGUACUCUGCAUUGAUUUACGGAUGAAUGCUGGCCGCGAAAAGUAAGAUUGAACAGUCUCGGUCAAUACUCUUCGUGGUUUCAUUGUAAUCGGGACAGUACGCCGCGCCGAUCAGAGGAGAUCCUGUCCAACCGCUUCCUCAACUGGAGCUCGGAGUUGUUAGCUUUUUAGUUCAUCUGCCUAUUAUUAGAAAGCAGCAGCCCCCGCCUGCUCUCGCGGCGUGUCCGGCUGCGGUGGUUCCUCCUGGCUUCGCCGCGAAGGAAGAUACGACGGUAAAGACAGAUCAUCGACGCUCGGCGAGAGGCGGUGGUGGUAGGUAGCAGUAGGUAGCUUCCUUCGCGGUAUCAUCGGGCAUCGCGUCGAGCGUGAUGGAAAUUCUCGCGUUCAAGUAACCGUGUAAUGCACCCGAUGGACGUCGGUGUACAGAUUGUAUAACUGUGUCGGCGGUAUUUGCACGCCGCAGCCGUAAGCUGCUCGAUCCCACUCGGAUCCGAUCAACGCGGAAGCGAAUUAAGAGGAAAUCGAUGCCACAGUCAUCGCCGCGGGAAACGACGCUUCCGGCAUAUCGCGCGAAACAACGCGCAACAACGUUUUUUUCGCUCUUCUUCCCUGCGCCGAUCGGGGAAACAACGCUGAAGGAUUGAUAAUUGAAUUUAGGAAGUUCGAAGAUGCGGACUGCGUCGACGGCAAUGUGAAAAUUCUGAUUCACGAUCGGGGCUCUUGUGUAACGAGUGUAAGUGCGCACACGGGAUUCGAGAAUUUCCCCAUUUCCACACAGGGCCGACACUCUUAGCCGGACUCUAAAUUGUAGUUACAAUCUGACAAUGAGAGAAAUAUCGGUGCUUAGGGCAGAUGCGCCCGGCGAGGCACCAAAGCCAAAUUUCCAAGACUUGUAGCGAUAUUGCUCAAAUUGCACCCUUGACGAGGAUAAUCCGACCCAUCGACAGCUUACACCUAAUCUACCGAAGCUCCUACCAUUUGGACAGACUCACGUAUACAGGGUGUUAAUGUUACCUCUGGACUGUUGUCUACGGCUGAUUGAGUAUAAAACGUGUUGGGUGAUCACAUCUGAUUUAUUUCACUACGAACAAGCGCGCGAUACAUUCAAUCAAAAAAGCGGUAAUCCCUUUUUAAUCCAACGGGACAUCAGGUACGUGGAUCACCCUGGUGCAUGCACGCUGCAGAAGUAAGUGCAUCGUUCAGCUACUCGUACAACUGACGUUUCCGCCUUUCGAUUGACCACGGCGUCGACUUCCUCGGUUCAUCCAAUUUGUAUAACGCGUCGCUGAAGAUCUCCAGCUGGCCGCCGAACUCGGGAAGACCUUACUCGAGCGCAACAAGGAGCUAGAGAAUCAUCUUAAGCAGCAGCAGAACACGAUCGACGAGCAGGCGCAGGAGAUUGAGUACAUGAAAAAGCAAACUGCGGCUUUGAGGGAGGUAAACGAUUCUCGAUUGAGGGUCUACGAGCAGCUGGAAGUAAGCAUACAGGAUUUGGAGCGGGCAAACCAUCGCCUGGCCCUCGAAAAUUCCACGGAUAAGAAACAAAUCAAGAGCCAGAGUUUUAACAUCGAAACUCUCGAAGCUCGAUGCGAAGAAUUACAGAGAAAAUUGGAUGAGCUUGCCGCCGAACACGAAACUCUGCUUCGUCGACAUCGCACCAAUGAUCAUACGAAUAAUUUGCCAAAUCGCGUCACCGCAAUUUGGCAGGCCAAGGUAUCGCAGGAUGGCAGCAUUGAAGAGGACGCUGCCCCACCUAGCCCGUUGCCUGAAAAAUCUGCGGAUACGAGUAUAAGAGAGCUGGCUUCCACACUGGCUAGCGACGAUGAAAUCACAGAGUUAUUGCGGCAGCUUCACGAGGCGCGAAAUCAGAGGGCACGGGAGAAAAAGAGAGUCGCGGAGCUUGGCGAACAGCUCAAUUCAAUCCUCCAGGAAAAUUCGAGUCUCGAAGAGCAGCUCAAUAUGUGGCGACACAAGGCUGAGGACAUGAAAAAUCUCCAGGACGAAAUCAGCACUCUCGAAGAAGUCAGACAAGGGCUCCUCUGCGGUCGGUGUUUGCGCGGCGUUGACAACAGGACGCACGAUGCGCUCUCGAUAAUGUUGGACCAAGAGGAGGAUGACGAUCUGAGCCUGAUCGAAUCCAUGACGACUGAAAGCUACAGGGAAUCCGAUACUCCUCUACCGCAGGAAGUUGGUCAGAAAUUCCAGGAAGAAGAGGUUGAGGACAACCCUUACAGGGUUCUUGUCGAGAAAUAUGAAGCUUUGCUCGAGGUGCAGCGGCACCCGGCACCGUGUAGAAAGGCGAACGGAGGAGGAGCCGGGGGCUGCUUGUCGCUCCAAGAAGAGCUGGUUAUGUCGGGAGAUUUCAACAGCUUUAUAAACGGCUCUUCGUCCAACCAGCAGGAAUCGCCGCCGACGCAGGUCGCGAGUAUAAAGCGCGAAGUCUGCGCGUUACCGGCGCCGAAAUCCACCGCUAUCGAAACUCGCGGCAAUAAGGGUCUCAGGUCGGCGUGCAAAAAGCCCUUCUCCGGCACCCCGACCGACCUCUCGGAGGCCGAGUCAUCGUCCUCUGGGUUCUCAGACGAGACCAGCAACAAGGCGACGCAAACGGACGACCCGAGGUCGGGCUCGCUUCUCUGCUCCAUCGCCGACGGCGAGGACUGCAAGUUCAGCAUCUAUGACGACGCCAGCCCCAUCGAAAGCCGUUUUCGCAAGACUCCGGAGUACAGGCAGCUGUUCCGCGAAAUAUUCGGUGUUCUGAAACGCGCCGCCGAAGCGAAGGACGAGGGCGAGAAGCUCCCUCUUCUCGACGACGCCCCCGGCUCAUCACCAUCCAGGGUUCCUCCGGUCAGCGUUGACGGCAACAAUUACUCGAGCCACCAAUCUACCUUGAAGGAAAACGCUCCGAGCGAAUUCACCGACGACAAUCAGAGCGUGGUUUCUUCGGUCGUUUCCGAGCCACCGUACAGAAGCACCCCCGAUUUUGGGGCGCAGAAAACAGGUCGACACGAGCCCUCGCAGUCGGCGAAACCUGCCAACAAUUCAUCCUCUAGCGUUAACGGAACCGAGGAGCAAACUAAGGCAAAUGGGAUUGGAACGAGGCAGGGGAUCCACCUCACCCCGAUAAGACGACAGCCCCUUGAGUACCUCUCGAUCGGAGUGAACGUGAGGAAAAAGUCAUCGGCGAAGAAGAACAGUUCGACUAAGAGAAUGCAGGUGGGCGCCGGUGAAAGGCCGACGACACCGGAUUCUGCUCAGGCGACCAACAGCAACAGGACGAAGCCGAACAGCGCGGGCAGGAGGAGAUUCCGGGCGCCGAAUUUCGGGCCAGAACAGGCGGAGAAUGGAGGAGGCAACGGGGCCGUGUGGAACGGUAACACGCUGAAUUUCUUCCCGAGCAAAACGAUUGGCAAGGACACCGUGCAGAGCAACGGGGGAACACCGCCGAACACCAAGCAGAGCAACUGCUCGUUCGUGAGAUACGUCAGCGAGCAUCAUAGCACGACGUACGAGUACCGACCGGGCACAGCGUCAGCCGAAGUUGCGCGUCUCAAACGACUCGAAAUGUCCUACGCGGAGGCACUCCGCAUGCCAAAUAAACCAAAAACGUCACCUAAUAGUAACAGUAGUAGUAGCAUUAAUCGUAGUAUCAAUCGUCGACAUUAACUUUAUUUAAAAUUUUUUUAUUUUAUUUUAUUUUAAUUAUCAUCAUUAUUUUAACUAUUAUUAUUAUAUUCUAUUUUUUUGAGGCGCGUACACGUAGAUCGAUCUUCCGCACCAAGUCUGUCUUCUACCUGUAAGUAUAUAUCCUAUAUAUUUAUAUUACACUCUAUACACUGUAUUUCAACACAGUGAGAAUAAUUUUUUUAGUACAUAUUAUACCAUACCGACCUACGCCUUCAACGCGCAGGCUGGCCGAAUUAUUCCCCCUAGGGGAUUCUGGAUUGGCUUUAAUCGCUGCAGGUGCAGCCAUGUCAUUUAUAUCCUCGUUAUAAUAACUCAAACUUGUAAAUACAGUAUGCCUAACGAGUAUAGCAUUUAGGUGUUCUUAAUUUGAUGUAUAUUUUUAUUAUUCCUACUUGGUAUUUUUAAUUUGAUCGUAUGUUUUUAUACAGCUUUUGCUCCCGUUCUUUUCCUUUCAUUAUUAAAUUCCUCGAAUCUGAUCGAAGCAUAGUACGCCUGUCCAUAAGAGUGUGAUUGCUGUAAUACAAUAAGAAAUCUGCAAAGUGCGUGUGUACAAGCGUAUUUAAAAAAUCGUCGCGAAAUAAGAUACCUAUAUUGAGUUCUGUAUAAUAUUAUUUCGUAAACCAUGAAAUGUACGGGUUCGAUUUUUACGUAAUAAUUUAAUUUUAAUUCAAUACGAUGUGGUAAGAAGUAUAUACACACAUUAUACAUACAUGCAUAUGAAGGUGAUGAUAAUAAUUGCGUCGAACGUUGAUUAAUUGUUUUUCUUCGCAUAACGUAAUACAAAAUAAACACGUACACAGAAUUAACAUGUACGUAUUGGAUGAUACAAACACAUUUCAGAUAACGUGGACGUCUCACCGAUUUGAACGAGACACGAUAUUUUCAAAACGUUAACUAUACACUUACACAUAUAUGUGCCAUAGAAAUUCGAAUGAUAAAUUAUUAUGACUGUUAAUAUUAUCAUUGUUAUUGCCUUUCCGUCUUUGAUACACGUCUUACAUCCGCGUAUAAUAUACAACUGCGUUUGUGUUUAAUUAUUUACAAUAGACAAUUUAAUAUUUAUAUUAGUCAAUAUUAUGAUAUUAAUUACAAUCAUUGUGUUUUAUUAUACAGGCGUAUAUAUUCUAUAUUGGACCUUGUAACGACCAGGUCAGAAACAGAACGAGAUGGUAAUUUCGAGAAAUAACCUCAGCGAAUGACCAAUAUACUGCAGUAGUUUUUAUAUACACUUAAGACCGUCAAUAAAGCAAAGUCUAUAUCUUGUACA
Messenger RNA from Neodiprion fabricii, 5553 nucleotides. RefSeq lists its product as uncharacterized. Bases 2010 to 4265 code for a protein of 751 amino acids. Lineage: Eukaryota; Metazoa; Arthropoda; Insecta; Hymenoptera; Diprionidae. The record is from RefSeq and is a predicted model, not a curated record. The transcript is spliced from 11 exons.